Messenger RNA from Ilex paraguariensis (yerba mate), 1152 nucleotides. The record is from the annotation of a GenBank genome assembly. Lineage: Eukaryota; Viridiplantae; Streptophyta; Magnoliopsida; Aquifoliales; Aquifoliaceae.
AUGUGCCAAGUUACAGAGUUCACUAGCAUUGACUGUGGAGGCACAAGUAAUUAUACCGACCCAAAUACCCGCUUAGCAUGGAUUUCGGACAACGGAGUCAUUCGCCAUGGAAAUCCAGUAGAAGUAGAGAAUCCAGAUGAAAACUUGCCGCAGUAUCAAAGACGCAGAGACUUUCCCAUAGACAACAAGAAGUACUGCUACACUCUAAGCACUGAUGAGAGAAGGCGGUACCUUGUUCGAGCAACAUUUCUGUAUGGCAGUUCUGUGGAGCAAGAUACAUACCCCAAAUUCCAGCUGUACUUAGAUGCAACCAAGUGGUCAACUGUGACUGUGUUGGAUGCUUCAAGAGUAUAUAUUAAGGAGAUGAUCAUUAGGGCACCAUCACAAUCCAUUGAUGUAUGCCUGUGCUGUGCAACAACAGGAUCUCCAUUUAUAUCCACCCUCGAGCUUCGGCCAUUGAACCUUUCAAUGUAUGCAACGGAUUUUGAGGAUGAGUUCUACUUAGAAGUAGCAGCAAGAGUAAACUUUGGAGCUCUAACCAAGGAAGCCAUAAGGUACCCGGAUGAUCCUUAUGACCGUAUAUGGGAUUCAGAUCUCGAUAAAAGGCAAAAUUAUCUCGUAGGGGAGGCCCCUGGCACAGAAAGAAUCAAUACAAUGAAGAACAUAGACACAAACACAAGAGAAUACCCACCGAUUAAAGUAAUGCAAACUGCAGUGGAGGGCACCAAAGGUACAAUCAGUUACAGAUUAAAUCUAGAAGAUUUCCCUGCCAAUGCUCGAGCUUAUGCAUAUUUUGCUGAAAUUGAAGACUUGGGAGUGAAUGAAACUCGAAAGUUUAGAAUGGAACAGCCUUAUAUUCCCGACUACAGCAAUGCUGUUGUAAAUAUUGCUGAGAAUGCCAACGGAAGCUACACUCUAUAUGAACCCAGCUAUAUGAAUGUUACAUUGAAUUUUGUGUUGUCAUUUGCCUUUGUAAAGACCAGGGAUUCUACUCGAGGACCACUCCUAAAUGCAAUCGAAAUAAGUAAAUAUGUGGAGAUUGGCCCCAAGACAGAGGGGCAAGAUGGUAAGACUCCAAUCUUGGUAUGCUUACUCUUCAAUCAAUCCUUCUCACCAUGUAAAGCAUACAAAUUUAUAAUAGUGCCCGUAUGA